GGCCCAGUAACCCGACCCGACCCGACCCGACCAGAGAUAAUCUUAAAUUUCAUCCCAGGUGAGAAAAUGGGUUACUCAGGAAGUAUCAAUCGACGAGGAGCUUCGGUCUUUAAAUCCGAGGAAGAGACUAAAAUCGGAUAGUUGCGAAAAAUGCCGAUCAUGGAGAAAUUGAGGAUGUUCGUGGCGCAGGAACCAGUUGUUGCUGCGUCUUGCUUAAUCGGCGGUGUUGGACUAUUUUUGCCUGCUGUUGUGAGGCCUAUUUUAGACUCACUCGAGGCAUCCAAACAAGUUAAAGCUCCCCCACUUACCGAUGUUAUUGCUGGUGUCACAGGGAAGAAACAGAGUUAAACCAAACAAUGACUUCCCCUGUUUUCUUACAUUCAGAUGAUUACUAUUCCUUUUUGUCUUUUACUCUCUCUCUUUUCACAAUGAAUAAGCCAGACUCAUGUUUUUGUUCUGAAACUUAAUAUAAAGGCAUGUGUGUACACUCACUCUUGUUCAUCGCUUUAUCAGAUGUAUUCAGUUCUUAAUGACAAAUGAAAAAGCUUGGAACUUU
Molecule: messenger RNA, 556 nt
Organism: Arabidopsis lyrata subsp. lyrata
Lineage: Eukaryota; Viridiplantae; Streptophyta; Magnoliopsida; Brassicales; Brassicaceae
Exons: 3
Coding region: 151-348 (65 amino acids)
Source: RefSeq, a predicted model, not a curated record